AUAAAUACUCUGCCGAAAAAGAAAAUUGUCAGAUCACCACCAUUGUCUUUCGAAGUCGUCAGCUGUUCUGAUAGAAAAUAGUUCGCCACAAUGAAAUUCUACGCCAUUGCUCUUUUACUGGUUGUACUCUGUGUUGCCAACAGUGAAGCAUUCUGGAAAAAGAAAUGCAAAAAAUGUAAGUGGGGAUACGGCGGUGGUGGAGGCGGCGGAGGAGGAUAUGGGGGCGGCGGCGGUGGCGGCUAUGGUGGUGGUUACGGCGGCGGCUAUGGCGGCGGUUACGGAGGCGGUGCUGGGGGCGGCUACGGAGGCGGAGCAGGGGGCGGCUACGGCGCAGGAUAUGGAGGCGGCUAUGGUGCCGGUUAUGGUGGUGGCUACGGAGGCGGGGCUGGUGGCGGCUACGGAGGCGGAGCUGGAGGCGGCUACGGAGGUGGUCGUGGGCAUGGCUGGAAAAAAUACUAAAUUUCCUGAUGAUUUCACUAAAGGAAUAUAUUAUUUUUUUCGACGACCUACCGAUAUAACAUGACCGACAGUCAACACUUGUUUAUAUGUAGCACAUUAAUAAACACUGUUAGCAUUUAAAAUGUUA
Molecule: messenger RNA, 586 nt
Organism: Ruditapes philippinarum (Manila clam)
Lineage: Eukaryota; Metazoa; Mollusca; Bivalvia; Venerida; Veneridae
Exons: 2
Coding region: 91-459 (122 amino acids)
Source: RefSeq, a predicted model, not a curated record